Messenger RNA from Caenorhabditis elegans, 1068 nucleotides. It is a transcript of the gene sra-34, whose product is annotated as Serpentine receptor class alpha-34. Gene Ontology annotation, molecular function: G protein-coupled receptor activity. Gene Ontology annotation, biological process: sensory perception of chemical stimulus; G protein-coupled receptor signaling pathway. The transcript has 7 exons. The coding region runs from base 1 to 1068 and encodes 355 amino acids. Gene Ontology annotation, cellular component: membrane. The record is from RefSeq and is marked reviewed. Lineage: Eukaryota; Metazoa; Nematoda; Chromadorea; Rhabditida; Rhabditidae.
AUGAACGUAUCAACUCCAGGAUUUCAAAGAUGUGCUACUGAAAAUGAAAUGAUAGGCAGAACGGCGUUUCUGUUUCAAUCAAAUGUUUAUACAAAUAACAUAAUUGCAAUUAUUACAUGGACUUUGACAGUUGUUGUAUUGAGAAAACUAUACACAAAGUCAAUUUUCCCAAAUUCAACUCUCGUUUUACUGGUUGCAAGUCUGGCAGUUGGAAGUAUUCACGAAUUUUUAUAUGGUUUUAUUCAGAACUGGUCUCUCCUACGAUCCCUGGUGUACUGGGAUCAACCUUGCAAAAUAAUGUUCAACGAAUACGAAUGUUAUCCAUUUUACACUGCAAACAUAUUCAUUCGAUUGUUGAUGAUAUGCACAAACUGCGCCAUCACUAUUGACAGACUAAUCACACUUUCCAAUGUUGGUAUUAAGUCUACCGCUCAACGAGGAAUCGUUUUAUUUAUACUCUCGAUACUUGUAUCAGUCGGGGUCUGUAUGUAUAUGACUAGCGAUGGUCCAAAUGAUAAUCUACAGUCGAAUUGUUUUCAAAGACAAGGCAGAAAUAUCGAUGAAUUGACCACUCAAAUCAUGAUUUACCUAUAUAUUAUUGCAAUAUGUUUAUCGCUAAAUACCAUAGGAUGGUUUAUCAGUUGGAGGAAUUUGAAGAAAGACAAAUUCAACCUGGCUGUACAAAUGUCAAAACAAGAAUCCAUCAACUCAUCCUUGGUGGUUACCUGGUACCUGGUUUCUCAGAUUAUCUUUCUCGGGCUAUAUUCUAUUCUUAUCUAUGCAGUCAUCAAAUUGAAAGAUGUAAUCGGACCCUUAUUAGUUACUAAUGUAGUACUUUGGUGUUAUACCUACACAUAUGCGUGCAUGUUCCUUCCAAUAAUUAUUUUGACUUCUACCAAAAUAAUUUCACUACAGAGAAGAGAAAAGAUUAAUGGGUUGACUAAAGAAAAUCAAAAUGAAAAUCAAAAAUCAUAUUUCGACAAGUUGGAUCGAUCAUGGAGUCAAGGAUAUGGGAAUAGAUAUGCACCGAAUGUUCCAGCUCCUGUUGUUUGUAUUAAUUCAAGUUGA